This is a messenger RNA of Labrus mixtus (cuckoo wrasse), 4807 nucleotides long. RefSeq names its product estrogen-related receptor beta (gene esrrb). Gene Ontology annotation, biological process: regulation of DNA-templated transcription. The transcript has 8 exons. Bases 463 to 1905 code for a protein of 480 amino acids. NCBI's taxonomy places the organism in Eukaryota, Metazoa, Chordata, Actinopteri, Labriformes, Labridae. Gene Ontology annotation, cellular component: nucleus. The record is from RefSeq and is a predicted model, not a curated record. Gene Ontology annotation, molecular function: DNA-binding transcription factor activity; steroid binding; nuclear steroid receptor activity.
CAUGGAAAGAGUCAUUCCUCUCGCUCGCACUCUCAUGCUCUCUCCAUCUUAGCGCUCAUCCCGCCGCUGCUGCUGCUGCCUGCGCUUCUCUCUCUCUCUCUUUUUUCUCUUUCUCACCCCCCUUUACCUCACUGUCUAUCUGUCCCUCCCCUCUUCACUCUCCCUCUCCCUCUCUCUCUCUCUCACUGUCAUACACACACUUACAUACACUUAGACACACGCUCUUUCUCUCUCUCUCUCUAACACUAUACAUAAACACACACAUGCUCACACACACAUGCGCGUGCCCACUCAAUCCAUCAGAGCCCAACAUACCUGUGCAGGCUGGGGGGAGCGGUGCUGGAGGGGCUUUUCGGCAGCGUUGUCUCUGAGGGUGCUGCACGAUCAUUUGGGGGAAGAAGCGGGUCUCAGUUGUUUCCUCUUUCCUCUUCCUCUCACUCCUGGAAUGCUAAAACUGGACUGAUGGACAUUUCAGAACUUUGUCUUCCAGACCCUCUCAGCUAUCAUAACCAGGCUUUGUUGUCCAAUUCAUUAGAGAGAUUCCUGAGUCCACUGGCCACGCUGGAGCCCUCUCAUUUCUGGCUGCUGAAUAGAAUGGCCGCUGAUGAUCGGCACCUACCCUCCAGUUGUGGGUCCUACAUCAAGACAGAGCCGUCCAGCCCCUCUUCGGUCAUCGACACAGUCAGCCACCACAGCCCCAGCGGCAACUCAGACGCCAGUGGCGGCUAUGUCAGCACCAUGAACAGUCACUCCAACGGUCUGGACUCUCCACCAAUGUUCACCCCUAACGGGCUCGGGGCCGGCUCCUGCCGCAAGCGCUACGACGACUGCUCCAGCACCAUCAUGGAGGACUCUUCCAUAAAGUGCGAAUACAUGUUGAACUCCCUCCCCAAAAGGCUGUGCCUGGUCUGUGGAGAUAUAGCCUCGGGGUAUCACUAUGGGGUGGCCUCUUGUGAGGCUUGCAAAGCCUUUUUUAAAAGGACAAUACAAGGUAACAUAGAGUACAGCUGUCCUGCCACAAAUGAGUGUGAGAUCACAAAACGGAGACGCAAAUCAUGUCAGGCUUGUCGCUUCAUGAAAUGCCUCAAAGUGGGGAUGCUCAAAGAAGGUAAGAAGAGGGUUCGCCUGGAUCGUGUGCGAGGGGGCAGACAGAAGUACAAGCGGAGGUUGGACGCAGAAAACAACCCGUACCUGGGCUUGACGCUCCCCCCUCCCACCAAAAAACCUCUCACAAAGAUAGUGUCACACCUGUUGGUGGCAGAGCCAGAGAAGAUCUACGCCAUGCCUGACCCCACCAUGCCGGAGAGCGACAUCAAGGCUUUGACCACGCUGUGCGACCUGGCUGACCGUGAACUGGUGGUCAUCAUCGGCUGGGCAAAACACAUCCCAGGUUUCUCCUCUCUCUCUCUGGGCGAUCAGAUGAGUUUGCUGCAGAGUGCAUGGAUGGAGAUCCUCAUCCUCAGCAUCGUGUUCCGCUCACUGCCGUAUGAGGACGAGCUAGUGUACGCCGAGGACUACAUCAUGGACGAGGAGCACUCGCGGCUGACUGGCCUGCUCGACCUCUACGUCUCCAUCCUGCAGCUGGUCCGCAAGUGCAAGAAGCUCAAAGUGGAGAAGGAGGAGUUUGUCACCCUCAAGGCCAUUGCGCUCUCCAACUCAGACUCCAUGCACAUAGAGGACAUGGAGGCAGUCCAGAAGCUCCAGGACGCUCUGCACGAGGCCCUGCAGGACUAUGAGAGCAGUCAGCACCAGGAGGAUCCAAGGCGGGCGGGCAAGCUGCUCAUGACGCUGCCUCUGCUGCGGCAGACAGCCACCAAGGCUGUGCAGCACUUUUACAGCAUCAAGGUGCAGGGAAAGGUGCCCAUGCACAAACUGUUCCUGGAGAUGCUUGAGGCCAAGGUCUGAUGGGGUCACCAUGACUUCAGAAAGUGACUUGAACCAAGCCAGGAGACGGAGACCCCCACCCCACCCCCCAACUGACUGAGGCUGGACAGAGACCGACCUCUCUUCUCCUCCUGGAACCCAGGACACUGAAUAAAAAAAGAAGAAAUGCAAAACUUGGUUAUUAAUAUAAAUAUAAAAAUGAUGCAGAUUAAUUUAAAAUAUAUAAGAAAUACUAUGUACAGUAAUCAUUUUUUUUGUUUUUUGUUUACUGUCAGUGGUCAUGCUGUAUAUGAAGAAGGACCCGCUGCCCCUCAGCAUCUUCAGAACAAGUAGUUGCCAGAUCUAGAUAAAAGAAAACGUUUUUUCUUUGUAAGUUGUUCUGAAGACAGUCGAGGUGUUGACAUCCAUAAACAGACUCACACGUCUCAGCUGUGUUUUUGCCUGGACUUGACCAGGACAUGUAUAUAUUUAUUAAUGGAAGACUGAGUGUACAGUUCAAAGUCUGGUGACCUUGGUGGCCAUUUUCUCUUGUUCCUCCUGUAAAAAAAAAAAAAACAAUUACUAAAUGUGAACUCUUAUCAGUUUAAAUGUUCUUGGAUAUACCUCUCAGAGCAGUAAGCUGUGUGAUCUUUAUGGAUCUGUCUCAGACUGGAAGAUUUGCUGGUCCCAUGUUUAACCAAACUAGCAUAGGCAGGUACAGUUAGUCGUCUUAUUCUGUAGUAACUCAGCAAUAAAAGGGAGCUGUGGGGAAAACAGGCUUAACCUCCUAUAUGUCACAUGCUGUUCAAUGCUACUGUUGUUGUAAGGCCAUGCCUGUGAGUCCCACCAGUUUAACACACCACUGCACUGCUGUCACACACUCCUCCUCUCCCUGUGUUAGUGCUGUUCAUGCAACCCAUUGAACCCCAAAUUUGGUCAUUGUUUAAGCCCGUGUAAAAUUGCCCCUUGGCAUGCAAAUAGAUGACCUGAUUCACGCUAGGUGAAAGAUGAUCAGCAGGUUUGGCGUUGGCAGUAUCAAAGGAUUUAUGCCGUGUGGCAUACGUCCAGGAGAUUCCAUGUUCAAACAAUCAGAGGCCCAUAUGUCAACCGCUCUAUUUUGGGCCCCUUUAAGCCCGUAGCAGAGUCAUCCCACACACAGGGAGCAAGGUGCCCAGCAUCUGCUCUCACCAUUUUAGACAGCUCCCUUCUUUUAAUAGCUAUGCCCGUGUUUAUAGAGCUUCAACCAAACGGAGGUAAACGGCAGGUGCAGAGCGGGAGUGGUGGCACUCCAUACUGGGUUUAUUUUUAACCCAGCGGGAGGUUGUUGUCUGCGAGGCCUUCCUCCCUCUAGGAGUAGAGGAGACACGUGGAUCACUUCUUCUUGACCUCAUGUUGACACAGCGGCCGGUGCAGAGCAGAGUAACACCCACUCCUCCACACCGGCCAGGAGGAGGGCGGGCAUCUGUGAGGAGAGCUCGGGAUGCCCGAGCAUGCACAUGUGAAUAGCUAUGCAAGAAAUAAAGUGUCAGCAGCAACACAACAGUGUGUCAGUACAAGGUGUGAUCUCUGUUGGGAGGCACAGAUCUCCUCUCUGUGUUUAGCUCCAUGUCCACUGCGUUGGGUGUGAGUAAUACUGUAUUUUGCUCCACCCGUCUUCAUGUUGGUGGGGGGGGGGGGUGGGGGGGUGCCUAUACUACUGAAGGAUUUUAUGUGAUGUGAUAAAUUGUGGUGCUGUCACAACAUUAUGAUACUGUGAUCAAAGGAAUCCCUGACAUUGCAGUAGGGUUUAGUUGCCGACAUGCUUGCGAUAUCAAUGGCUAGCACUGAUCCUGCAGCCUGAUUGGCCACGUGACAGAGGCUGCCUAGACCCACUCCAGCACCCAAUUAUCCCAACUUAAACUAGCUGCUGUUCAAUUUACAAGCUCAACUGUAGAGGAUGAAGAUAUAACUCAAGUUAUUUGACUGUUGUGCAUUACAACAGGGACCAAUUCUGACUGAAACCAUGCUAAAAGCAUGCUUUUACUUAGAUUUGGGAGAAUUUGUGGGCUAUUAAAUGACAUAUUCUAAAUCCCUUUAAACCGGAAACAUGUAUUCUGUAAAUCAGAGGGAAUAUAUUUGAUUUGCUACUCUGAUAAAAUAAUAAUUUUGUGCUUGUUUCAAUUAAAGUGCAGAAUUAAUGAAAACUUUUGCAGAAAAUCUUUACAAUUAGAUUUUUUUAGUGGCCCACCAUGAGCAUAAGUAUCAUAAAUAGCUGGAGUCCUCUAACCUGCCUUUUUUUCUUUUUAACUUGCAAUAUGGCACUUUGUUAAGUAAAAGAGGACAUGUCUUACAUUACAAGCUGUGUUUUGAAGUGUGUAAAUAUAUAGGUGUCGAUACAGUAGGUUGCCCAAAUACCAUUGAAAAUUAAGUAUGCAGCGCCCUGCUGACUACUACCUCAUUAUCAUAUUGUCAAUAUUUCUCUUAUUCAACAAUCUUUAUCAUCCUCACAUGUGUAUGUGACAUACCUGAGCCAUCCAUGUUUUUAUCCAACCCACUGUUCCUCCCUCAGUGCUCCUGCCAAAACAUUUGUAAUUGUUGUUAUUGAUCUGUUCCCAUUCAUUAUUCAUUGAUCUGUUUGUUAAGGUAAAGCAUGCCUCGUGUCGAUCACAUGACUUGGCCAUCAGUGGGUGUGACCCCCCCUUUUUGGUUACGAAGCGGGUAUGUGUUUUUAUGAACAUCAGUGUGUCAGAAUUGGUCCCUUGAUGAUAAAUUGCAGACAGGGGCAGGUAACUGAUUUCCUGCGUCUGUGCUCUGACUAUUUAUGGUGUGAAAUAUAUCAUUUGGCAAUGGUGUACAUUGAUAUCUCUGAUUGUUAAUUCACCAAUAUCUGUGUAACUUUUACGUUUUGAUUUUCAAAAGGUAAAGGUAAAGGAUCAAUGAAUUAAAUACUCCCUGAACUCUGUGA